Molecule: messenger RNA, 7564 nt
Organism: Schistocerca cancellata (South American locust)
Lineage: Eukaryota; Metazoa; Arthropoda; Insecta; Orthoptera; Acrididae
Product: F-box only protein 30-like
Exons: 8
Coding region: 328-1962 (544 amino acids)
Molecular function (GO): zinc ion binding; ubiquitin protein ligase activity; protein binding
Source: RefSeq, a predicted model, not a curated record
CAAUAGAGAGAGCGAAUGAUUGAGUGUUAUGUUUGUGUAUUGCGUUAUUUAAGCAUGAAAAUUUUCAUAUAAACAGAUGUUGUGAGGCUAACUUUCAAUCAUGCUCGCCACGAUACUGUUUGAUAAGGUUAGGUGGAAGUGUCAAAACGAACUGUCAAUGUGUUCUCAAGAGCAGCAGUUGCGGCCGAAGCCGCUCGUGUACAAAAAAAGUCUGAAGUAUCACCAUUGGUCGAAAGAAUAACGUCUUCAGAAUAUGAAAUAAACCAAAGGGCAUAUAUUUUGCAAAUACUGUAUUUUAAGAAAUAUUUUGAACACAAGACACAAAAGAUGCAUCCAGAGUGUAAAAAGUUAGGUCUUCCACUUGAUGAGGAUCACAGUCAUUGUCAGAACUGCAUUAAAGUUAAAGAAUGCAUAGCAAAAGGACUGAGAACUGAGAAAUGUGGUAUUAUUGACUGCCCAAAUGAUUGUGGAUUUAUGUUCCACAAGUGCAAAAUGUCAGAACAUUUACUAUUGUGUCUGAAUUUAAGAGUUCCUUGCAUUAAUUCCGGAAAUGGCUGCCCAUUUACCAUGCCUCGCAAAGAGAGAGGAAAACACUUGGAGACUUGCCCUGCCAGUGUCGUCGUGUGUACAGUGGAAUGGAACCGUUGGCCAACAUGCAAGAUGAAAGGACCACAUUUGCCCCGACAAUCACAUAAAUCAGGACAACUAGAUGCCGAUUUAGCCCAAAGUGAUGAGCGAGCCUUAGUAAAGUCAUUUGAAAAUCCCAUGUGGAAAAGACAGUACCGACACUGUUGUAAUAAUUUCUUCCCAGCCAUUCCUGUAUCAAAGGAGAAGGAUGGUAUUGAGCUCGUUUUCAAUGACACACAAGAUGGACUUUCUUCACAGGAGAGCUCUCCAGCUGUUCCUGUAUCGAAACAAAUUGAUUGCAAUGAAGGAACUUUUGUUGAGGCUUUAGAUGGUUCAUCUUCUCCAGAAAAAUCUAUAGGUCAGCUGAACACCAGCAGCAGCGAUGAUGUUACUGAAUUUGAGUCUGAUCAAGAGCAAUGCAGUUCUUCCACAAACAAAAGAGUCUAUAAUUUUGUGUCAAAUGAGACACCAGUUUCCAGUACAUCAUUGUCAAAUAAUAUUGAGGCAGAAGCUGUGGAGCAGCACAGUAAUGCAAAUGAAAAUGGUAUUGAUACUUUUUCAGAGAUUUCUUCAGUUGUUCUGCCUUUGUCGUUUUCAUUAAGUCUUACCAUUGAUAGACUCCCAAGAAGUCAGAGCAAACCAAUGGACAUAUACACAUUCUUAUGUGCUCAGGAGUUCAGACGAGAUGAUUAUGGUUGGCACUAUAAGAAUGUACACUGUGAUAUUCAAGGUGGAUUGGAUGGAUGGGUGGAAUAUCGUUGCCCAUUAGCACAGUAUGGCUGCACAUACAGUAUUAAAAGAUUGCACCCAUGUAAGUUGGGAGCAUCUGUGAUUCACAGUGAAGAGCUUGAAAGUUUUGGAUUCAAGGAGGCUGCUAACAGCAUUGAAGAAUCACAUUCAGAGUCUGACCAACAGCAGCUGCAUUUGGCUGAACUGCCAUUUGAGUUACUGAGUCAAAUAUGCUUAUACUUGGACUCAUUCAGCCUGUGCAAUCUCUCAAAGACCUGUCGUCGCCUGAGAAGUGUAUGUUUCUCUCGUCUGAAAGAAAGAGGCAUCAUUUUGCAGCAGUGGAACAAAAUUUUAGUCAAUGGAAGAGUUUCUUGGGUGACCAGCAAAGUGAAAUGGGUAUUCAGUACUGCAUUCAGCCCUAUUGAGGGCUGGGUUCACACAAACUCAGGAAAUAUGUCUGACCAUUUACAUCACUGUGCUUAUAAUGUCAGACAUUCGUAUGAUGAGCAGUAUUAUCGAGUAAUACCACAUGAGCUAACCCACCGAAUAGAACUAAAAUGUUCCACCCAAAACGUAAAGUUAACACACAUAGAGAACGUGUGGUGAUGCAGUAACUCAGUAUAUCUUGUAUGAGAGGAAUAUGGAUAUCAUCAAACCUCGCAAGUGUGACAUCUCCAUUUAGAAGUUGGUUCAGAAGCACCAAACUUCUUUUGUGGCUUCAUUAAAGUUUUCCAUAUGUGUCCCUGUCUUUAAGCAUCUAAUGACAUGACAAGAUCAAAAGAAAAUAGUAUGACGUAUACUGAUGAAGAUGGAAAUGUGAAGACUUUUUUUCAGUACUAAGAUAACUACUGCCUACAGUAAAAGUUUAAUUAAUGCACUGCCCAGGUUUUACAUUUAAUAUUGGAUAUUCCUUGUUAUUUAUUUCUUACUAUGGCAACAUAGAACUGAAUUAUAAAGUUCCUUGUACUACCCUUUUUUAACAUUUUUUAAAAAAUAUUUAUAAUGUGCAAUGUUGACAUUUUUCUUUGUUAUGAAGGAAUUGUGAUGUGCAACAUAUAGUGAAACUAACCUUCUCAACAUUGAAUUAUGUGCAACCAUGUGAGUCAGAUUUGGUUCAUAGGUAAAGCACAGUCCUUUUUCUUUACUUUCUGUUGAGCAAGAGCACUGCCUAAAUAGUACUUACUGUUGCUAAACAGGUUGUUGUUGCUGAUGUAUGAACAUAUAUUGCACAGUAUGUUGUUCUAAUUUUUUAUUUCUAAAAUAUGUUAUUAGUAUCGAUUUAUUAAAUUGAAUUUAUUCCUGUUACAGGCACAUUUGAAAGUUUCCAGAACUGUCAAUUUCAAGACUGUUUCUGCACAGCCGUCCUAUUUUGUUUUCAGAUUCCUAACACCACCUCAAUGUAUUUAAUAGGUGCAGGACUUUAUGUUCCUUACUCAGUGAUGCUUCCAGUUAAUGUUUGUAGCUUUUGUCAGUUACUUCUCUGUCUCAGUAUUUCAGUCAAGCUUUCUUUAAGAGAUAAUUCAUUUUAUUCCAGUUUACAAUUCCUAAAGCUUUCUUCAAAUUUUUGUGUCAUAAAAGUCUCUCCAUUACAAUUAACUGUAAGAGUGUGUUUGCUUCCUAAAAGUCUUUACUUUUUAUAUGGCCUAAGAAAUUGUUCUCCAAUAUCCGUCUCAGUUUUCUGUGCAUUAAACUGACAAAGAGGUGACAGCUCAUUUCAUAAAUUUCACACGUAGGGGGUUCAUGUUCUUUUCUAAGCAUUGUGAUCAUUGAAAAUUUGAUAGUACAUUUCUUGUUUAAUAGAUUAUGGACAGAGAAAGAAUAUUGCAAAAUUUCUUAAUCAAUCUAUCUUGGUCUUUAAGGAUUCUCUAAACAGCAAUAUUAGAUCUAAUCAAAGAUAAUGUAAAGUGUUUCUCUAAUGGGCAUGAUUUUACGUAUGCAGUCAGGCAUGAAUUUGCCCAAAAAGUGUGGACCCAAAUCCCCAUCUCGCCAUUGUGAUUGAAGUAAUUACCAUUAUGAUUUCUAUAAUAUUCAUGGCCAGUUUUCUUCUUCUUCACCCAACAUAGCUUGAGCUAAAAUUUAGUGUCCACAGAAUAUGCAUUUAGAUUGUUGAGCAUAACGUUAAAGGAUAACGGAUUCCUUCCUACUAUCCUGCUGAAGUGGUGGCGCUACCAUUUUACAAGUGCUUUAAUACAGCCAUGGUUCCACAAGGUAACACAUGUUACUUGUUUCUGAUGUGAUAGUUAUACACCGAUUUUCAUGACAUGAUCAAUUAAAAUGCAGCAAACAUCAAUAGAUACAAAAAGUAGCAUGCCAGAACAACUUAAUACCUCUGAGACUAAUAAGUACAGAAAACUGACUUGAUAUUAUUAGUACUGGGACAGUGAGUAUUGCAUUGAAGAUAGGGAAAGUAGGGGUGAUCAAGAGCUGAAAACUAUUAGACUAUUGCAAAUUAUAUUGGAAAGUGUAUCACAGUUUAUUCAUUGCUUAUUCCGUAAAACAAUGGGCAAAGCAUAUUAAUAGAGCUGUCUUAUGCUAAAGGAAAUUAGAGAAGUGGUAUACUGAUUGUGUAAUUUAAACAAUAAAAUUGUAGCUGAUUAUAAAAUAGCAUUGCCAGUAACAGAAAACAUUUGCUAAAAUAUUAAUUCAUUGCUUAAAAGAAAAGAAAACAACAACAACACAGGUGCAGAUAUUUAAAAAUAAAGAAUAAAUAUUAAAAAUAGAUUGUACGGCAUUGCUUGUAGUGCUCUGACAGUCUCUACAUAAUGGCUGACAUUGUAUUGUAAUGUGACUCAUUUGCAGUGUUUGUAUCAUUGUUGUUGGCAUAAUAUCAAAAACAGCAUUUGGGUUGGUCCAUGUGUACACAUUGAAGUCGCACAUCUGUUUUACCACACACUAGUUUUUCCAUCUUCUUUUAAGAUUCAGCAAGAUCUUUUAUUCAGUAAUUUAAUCAAAAACAUUAUUUAUUUAUUGAAAUUUUCAGUGGUCACUCAUUUCCAAUUCUUCAAGGAUGUCCAGUAGUAGUCUGUCACUAGCUCUAUGCAAGACGUUGGAAGUUAUGCUGUAGGUUUGCAGCAAAAUGUUUCUCUUUUUUUUCCCAUAUAACUAUCAACUGUUUUAUACUGAAAUAAGAUCUGAGCACUUACACUACUCAAGAAUGUAUUGUUUCUCUAAUUUGGUUUAGAAUUUUUUUUCAUUGUUUUAGCCAAGAAAAAUGUGUACUGUAUGAUAUGUGCUCACAUAGAAUGUACUGCAAUUUCAUAGCUCUAUGCCCCUGCUUCUUUUACCCUUCUCCACUCCUUCCCAUUUUGAUGGGAUACUUACUGCCAUUCAUGACAGUAAUGAUUUCUGUUUGGUUUGCUGUAGUGAUUUGCCUCAAAUGUAUUGAAAUGCUGUUGUAUAAGUUGAUGUUUUGCACAUUUAUGACAAAUCACAAUUUGACAAUUGGCGUAAUAGCAUCACAUCAGAAGAUGUCUAUAACCAGCUGAAAUUAAUAAUGUAGGCCUAUGGGUUACUUUGAAUAACUGUGAUUGAAUAAAAACUUUGUAAAUUGUACUUAAGAGAUUACUGCACUUCAUUAGGGAAUGCGAAUGUUUAUUAUUGCUGUGUUAGUUUCUAGUGACCAUACUAUCAAAAAGAACAGAGUUGUUGGUGUAUUACCAUAUGGUAUUCCAUCACAAAACAAAGAAAAAUAAAUUUUUAUGAGUUGUAGAAGUAACAGGUACAUGAGACACCAUAUUUUAUGAAGAAUUUAUAUCAACUGUUCCUCUAUUUUCUGUAACUUUAUGAAAGAUAGUAAAUUGAAAAUGAUGGUUUCACUACAGUCUGUAAGGUACAAUUAAUUGAGUGCCAAGUAUUAAUUAAUUCUGCUGUUCUUUCCCUUAGCAUUUCACAGUCAAUUACUUUGCUGUGACAGUUGACUGUAGGAUUGCAAGUCUAUCACAUACUAGUGCAACAAUAUUGAUUAUAAUUGUUUCUGAAGAAGAUGAGUCAUUUCAUUUCCUUGCUAUUGUGAUCCAUUCUCAUGAGUCGGUGGUGUGGGAACAUAGUUUAAAAUACUAUUAAAAAUGUCCACUAGAACCAAUUGAAACUAUUCAUGAUAUUGAAUUCAUUUCCUCAGUACAUGUCUGCUACUCUUUGAACAUCUUUUACUUUAUAUGGGACAAGGCUGAGUUCCCUACAAACUACCUUGUGUACAGUUACAAAGGUGAUAUUUUUAUGCCGUGCAAAUAUAUGUAAGGAGUUGUUAGGUUUGAAAGCAAGUGGUAUAUCUUGUAGUUUUUCCUUAAAUGUCAAUGGUCUCAGGACUUAUCUUUUUUACUGAUCAGGUGUUUUUUUUUUUUUUUUUUCCCCCACUCUUAUCCCGUGUGAACUGGGAUUAGGUGUGCCUGGAAAUACAAUGUACAAAUGUUUUUAACCAUCUGUGUGUACUCAUUAUAUUCAUAAGUGAUACACCAAAUAAGAAAUAUUUGUUAUAACAUGAGCACCAUUCUGAGUACACACAAAAUAAUGUUCAUUGUGUCCCACAACCAAUCAUUGAAUGUGACCAACAAGAACACAAGUUCCUAGCCCAAGGUCACCAUUUUUGACCAGAUUGUGGAAACAAAUUGUACCAAAUGUUGGAACCCUUCCAAAAGAUGGUAUUUGAAGUUAAUGAAAUACAGAAUACAGUAUCCAGUCACUCAAUUCGUUAUCAUUUUUGUAGGCACGUAAACACUGUUUGAAUGAGGAUUCUUACAAAGCUGUUCAUACCUGUGUUUUAAGAAGAUACAAUAUGAGAAAGAGCAACUUUUAUACGUAUCCUCAUUUAUACAGUCCAUUAAAUAGAUAAAUCCCUCUUUUGUGUAAUCCAGUACUGAUAAGGUGAGCCUACAGUUUUAUAAAUUAUGACAGAUCGAUAAAGUUAGUCAGGGAAUCAUCUUUCUCUGCUUCAAACAUUCCAUUCAUCAUAAACUGGUAAUAAAUCUGCUGAUGAUGAACUCUCUCUCUCUCUCUCUCUCUCUCUCUCUCUCUCUACCUCUCCCUCUCCCUCCCUCCCCCCCCCCCCCUCUCACACACACACAAAAGUGUAGAAACUGGGAUAUUUGCUUUGAAAUGUGCCUCUAACAGAGUAAGUGCUUAAAUUUGUGACAAAGUUUAGUGUUUUCAAUACACACAAAUAUAACAAAUUGCUGAGGGUUGUGAAUAAGGUGUGCAUAAUUAUAUUUUGACAGUGAAGUAAUUUAAAAUGUAUAUGCAAUAAACUUGCAUAUUAUAUGCCCAAGUUGGUGCAAUUCACAAUAUUUAUUUGCCAUCUCUCUUAUACACAGUAAAACACAUGAUACUUUUGUUAGAAUUAAUGAAUAUUGAAGUUUAAUAAUUCAAAUGGUGCAUUUGUAUGUAAAUGAAGGAAUGUGUGUUUCUUGCUGAAAAAUGUGCCUUAUGUUAUUAAUGUUGCCAGUUUGAGCUAAUUGGAGGCAUUCAGCUAUAAUGGUUUCUUUAAAAACCAAAGGACAGCUGUACUUUUCUAUACUUGCAGCUCAUUGCUGGUGUUGUUUAUGAAUGAUUGGUUUAAUGCUGCAUUUCUUGUGCACUGCAUUUUGCGUGACUGUUAUUAUAUAUGUGAUACAAAGACCUGAAAGUUACUAGUUAUAUUUAUUAAAUUCCAGGUAAAAGUUAAGACUACAUUGCUAUUUAUUGGCAGGAAGUAUACUGGCAGUGAAAUAAUUUUAGGCACUGUAAAUUUUGUCAUUGGAUUUUAUAAAUUUUGCUCGUGUGGGAGAUAAAACCUUUUGCAUGUGUGAAUUUUUUCAAAGUUUUUGGUGGAACAAAAAUUGAUGUUCCGUGAAACAAAGAUUUUUGUUAAAAAAAGGAAAUAGUUUUUGUGAAUGAUUUACAAGUCCUGUGUAGUGGUCAAUAACGUAAUAUGAAUGUAGGAGUUGUAAAAGACUGACUACAUUACAAAGUGAAUGUAAUUUUGCAAGCAGCAUUGUAUGUUAAAGGAAUCUGUCACUGUUACAUGCAAAAUAAUUGUAUAUUUGAGGUAAUGGUGGAGCAAUUGAUUACAAAUUGAAAAGCUAUUUUUGUGGAAAAAAUAUUGUGGGCACUCAACAGUAUUAUGUAUCCAUGUAUUUGUAAAGUCUGUUUGUUUUUAUUAUAUUGCUGAUAUGUACUUCAGUUUGAGCGCCUUUCAAGAGUCAUUAAUACUUUCUGUUAUUUUUAUUCAAAUAAA